Molecule: messenger RNA, 1405 nt
Organism: Vigna unguiculata (cowpea)
Lineage: Eukaryota; Viridiplantae; Streptophyta; Magnoliopsida; Fabales; Fabaceae
Product: growth-regulating factor 4-like
Biological process (GO): developmental process; regulation of DNA-templated transcription; DNA-templated transcription
Cellular component (GO): nucleus
Molecular function (GO): ATP binding
Source: RefSeq, a predicted model, not a curated record
AGCAGAGGACUCUGCAAAAGUCUUACAAACCUGAUCUUCUCAUAUCCAAACUCUUAUUAGCCGACCAAACCAAAAGCAACACAAAAAACAGAACUCACUACUCUUUCUUUCUUUCUCUCUCUCUCUCUCCAUGGACUUGCACUGGAAGCAAUGGAGAAAUCAGCAGGAGUCAGAGCAACAACAACAUUCCCCAAACACGCCAAAAUUUCUCCCUCAACACCAUCCACCACCUGCCUCUGCACCACUCUCUCUCUUUCUACCUCAACCCACCACUCUGCCAUCGUUUUCUGAUUCCACCCUUACUUCUUCUGCACCUCCCAGAUUUCCCAGGAUCGAGAGUUGUUUCAGCUUUGCACAGUGGCAAGAGCUUGAGUUGCAGGCUCUGAUAUUCAGGUACAUGCUGGCCGGUGCUCCUGUUCCUCCUCAGCUGCUUCAACCAAUCAAGAAAAGCUUCCUUCAUUCCCCUCUCCCUUUCCUUCAUCUUUAUCACCCUCCUUUGUUGGAAUCAGGGUACUAUUGGGGAAGAGAAGCAGUGGAUCCGGAGCCAGGGCGGUGCCGGAGGACGGACGGGAAGAAGUGGCGGUGCUCGAGGGAGGCGGUGGAGGGUCAGAAGUACUGCGAGCGGCACAUGCAUCGUGGCCGAAACCGUUCAAGAAAGCCUGUGGAACAACCUCAUGCAUCUUCUUCUCCAUCCUCUGCUUCCUUCAAACAUCAUCAUCUCCAUCACCACAAUCAAAUUUCCUCUGGGGCCAAGGCUGACAGCAAGAGCUUGUCUGAAAACCGUGAUCAUGUGGAUGGGGAUGGCAGAUCUGAUAGCCAUGUCCUGAGGCAUUUCUUCGAUGAUUGGCCAAAGACAGUGCAAGAAGAAGAACAUGGUGAAAGCAAUGGUAGCAAGAACAACAACACUGGAACAUAUCUUUCGAUGUCAACACAAGGAAUCACUUCCUCGGAUGUGUCAUUGAAACUGUCCACUGGUCAUGCAGAGAAUACAUGCCACGUGGGUUCAGUUGGAGGACCACUUGCAGAGGCACUGCGAUCAUCCACCGCCACUUCUUCACCAACCAGUGUUCUGCUGCAGUUGCCAACUACUUCUGCUUGCGACACCAGCGUCAUCAGCACCUAAGAGUUGCUGGGGUUUGUGAGAUUUUUUUGUUACUUUGGAGAAUUCUUGGACAUGUAUGCUGCAAAUAGUUUUUGUUACUUUGGAGAAUUUUUUGGCAUGAUAAUAACUAAGGAGAAUAGUUUGAGUCCUCUCAGCUGAGUGAAUAAGCAACUUUACCAAUUUCAUGAAUGUAAAAAAUUCUAAUGGUAUGAGUAAUAAUAGUUUCUGAUUAAAGAAUAAGACUACAAAUGUUUGACACAGCGUUUGGGUUGGACUUUCAGAAAAAUAUAUAGAAAACGUAAA